This is a messenger RNA of Rhineura floridana, 1035 nucleotides long. Its product is annotated as tyrosine-protein phosphatase non-receptor type substrate 1-like. NCBI's taxonomy places the organism in Eukaryota, Metazoa, Chordata, Lepidosauria, Squamata, Rhineuridae. The transcript has 4 exons. Bases 1 to 945 code for a protein of 314 amino acids. The record is from RefSeq and is a predicted model, not a curated record. Gene Ontology annotation, cellular component: plasma membrane.
AUGCCGAAGUUUCUGUCUGCAUCCGUUGGAGAGAGCAUCACACUCUCCUGCACGCUGGUGACACAGUUGCUGUUCCUUAGUACCAUAAAAUGGUACAAGGAACCCCAAACUCUUGUUUACGAGGGUACAGGAACCAAUUACCGGGCAAAAAGAGUCAAUCCUGGCUCACAGACAGACUUCUCCAUCCUCAUCCCCAACAUUCAACGCCAGGAUGCUGGGACCUAUUUUUGUACUCUGGAAUUCCUUGUUCUGAAAAAUAAUGGGAAAGGCACUGUGGUGUCUGUGAUUGGGUUCCCUGAUUCAAGCGUCAGUGUGUACUGGUAUAAGAAAGAGAGAAGAGUCUCAGCCUCAGAGUGUCGCGUACUCCCAGAAAAAGGGUAUGAUUCCUAUGAAGUCCUGAGUUCUGCCAAAGUACUGCUUUCGGAGAAGGAUGUGAACUCCCAGCUUGUCUGCUGGAUAAGACACAGCUCUUUGCAGAAUCCCUUGAGACAGGCUUUUAGCCUUGGCACUGCACUACGAGUUCCACCCAAGGUGUGGCUGAAAAUGGACCCACCCUCACCUGUCCAGCUGAAUGCCACUGUGACGAUCACCUGUACUGCAGAAGGCUUUUAUCCCAAUGACACAACCUUGGCCUGGUUGGAGAACGGGAAGGAAACCUAUCUAGAGGCAUCAGUUCUCAUGAACCAGAAUCAGGAUGGGACCUUCUCCCUUAGCAGUUCCUUGGAAGUGACAGCAACAAAUCAGAGGAACUCAGAUGUGUUCACCUGCCGGGUUGUGCACAAUUCCCAGCCCUCAGUUAGCAGAUCUGCAGCACUGAACAUCAUAAAUAGCUCAUCUGAACCAGGUCAACAACAUCUGUUCUCCAGCUGUGCUCUCUGGAUUGGACUCAUCCUGAGUAAGAUAGUAGGUUCCUUCUUUCUCCUGUACCUUUUCCUGAGAAAAUAGCACAACAAGAUUGCUCUAUAACAUACAGUUGGGCGUGACUGAAAGUGAGGUCCUUAAUUUGCCCCAGUGGGCGAGAAUGUUAUGAUCAGA